AUGGAAAUCGAUUCGUCAUCUGUGAUCGAAUUCAUUAGAAAAGAAUCCCCAGAUUGGGACGACGAAGUGAUCGCCACGGCCCGGUUCAAGGCAUUUAGCGGGCAGAGAUCCGAUUGGGAACCCAAAUACCAGUUUUGGAGGGAAUUGAUUCUCAGAGUUGCCCGCCAUUUCGGCAUCUUCAUCAUUCAGCCUCGCCAGGUGAAAAAUGAGUGGUUCAAUCGAGGAGGAAUCACGCCUCUGUGCCUCGACCAUGUACUCUCCUUAAUGCACAAUGAAGGUGAUAUUGUUCCGAUUUGGAGUCUCGUGGAUCCAAGGAGCUGGCGAGUGUCGCAGUUGUUUAGAAAAGUGAGGAAUGUGAUGGGCAGAACGACUCUUAAUGUGGAUAUAAUGCUCGAAGAUCGUGUCGUUAUUGUAGCAUUGGCCAAGGAUAGAGCUACAGAAGUUAUCAGUCUUUUAUCCGAAACCCAUUGGACAUCUGCGUGUAUUGUGACUAUGAAGAAGUUCCAAGAUAUGUGUGGUGGACCAAAUGAAGGCUCGGCUGUCUUAAGUUGUUUAACUGUAGAUGGAAAAGCGCGGUACCUUUCCACGACUAGCAGAAAGGAAUUUGUAGAGGGAAUCAAGGUUUCACUUUCAACUGAAGCUGCAGCUCCCAUUUCUAGUUUGGAUUAUGAUGUUCUGCAAUUGAUUUGGACAGCAGAAAGGCUUCAGCAACAAAUUUCUGUGAUUGAUCAGCGCUACAAAACGUCGAAAGAAUUGGCGUUGGCUUCAUUGAAGUCUGGAAACAAGAAAGCUGCCUUGAGGCAUGCAAGGGAAUUAAAAAUGGCAUCGGUUAGUGGAGAAAAGUGUGUUUCACUUUUAAACAGAGUGGAGGAAAUCCUUGAAGUUAUUGCUAAUGCAGAGUCCACCAGAAAGGUAUCUGAGGCCAUCCAACUAGGAGCUCAGGCGAUGAAGCAAAAUAAAAUAACAGUGGAGGAGGUUGAGCUAUGCUUAGAACAAGUUGAUGAGGCAAUCCAUUCAAAUAUGCAAGUUGAAAAAGCUCUAGAAUUGACUCCAUCUUACACUGGUAUUGAGGAUGAAGAUGUUGAAGAAGAGUUGGAGAAAUUAGAACUUGAUAUGAAAAGAGAACAUCAUAAUGUUCAAGUUCCAAUAGCAAAAGCGGGUACUGCGGAAUCCGCAGAUUCAUUGAGCGAUGCUUUGUCAAAUCUCAAGCUUCAGGAUGUUCCAGCCGAGGAAGGUGCAAGUCAGGGUUCGGCAGCAUUGAAGCAAAUGAGCAAAUCCCAAAGCAAAGCACUUGAAGCAGCGUGAUUUGAGCAUCACUGUUGUACUACGUGUAUAAACCGUGUUCAGUUGUGCAUAUUAAUAGUAGUUCUAGUUCUGCUAGGUUCCUUAUCCAUUGUCUACCAUUAACGAGCUUGUAAAUUUUCAGUAUAGGACUGCAUAGAUUGAAAUCAUAGAUCAUGUCAGUCAGUCGAAGAACUAUCUUUUUUUGCCUUCAAUAUUCAAAUGGAUACCAGCACAACCGUGGAUUCAUAAGCGGGCAUUCUCUAAAUCUACAAGCUUUAGCAUGUUCCAGCCAUGGAUGGUGUGGAAUCAGCGUUCUGCUGCCUUGAAGAGGAUGAACAAAUACCAAAGCUUAACACUAUAUCAAGAUAAGUUGAGUAUGAUCUUCUACAAUGAGCCUUUUUUUUCCUAUGUCGAACGAGCUUGUUAGAUUUACUUGCACUGAGUCUUAUACAUCAACGAUAUUGAUACAAUAAACUAGCUGCUCUAACUUGUAUUUUGCCAGAGAUCGUGGCCAUCUUGAUUGUUCAGAUUCUGAGAUGGUAGGUCUCUGUCGGGGCAAAGAAAUGCAGUCCUGAACAAGUCUUUUAUAGGUCUCU
Messenger RNA from Linum tenue, 1880 nucleotides. The record is from the annotation of a GenBank genome assembly. NCBI's taxonomy places the organism in Eukaryota, Viridiplantae, Streptophyta, Magnoliopsida, Malpighiales, Linaceae.